UGGAACGCUGAGCCAGAACCCUGGGGCGAUGCGCGACUCAUGCCCGGACAGCUCCCUGCCCUGCACAGUGCAAGCAGGAUGCGCGUUCGCAGUCAGGGGGAAGCGGAGGCUGCAGGCAGCCCUGGUAGUUGCCGCCUGUGUUUAGGCAGCAGGGGGACCGGAAGGGUAGGAGGAAGCUGGAGAGGGUUUCCUGAGAUGAGAGAUUACUUCCGUCCAUCCAUCCUGCCAGCCACCCUCUCCUCAGUCUGCAGCCAGCUGGGGGUACUGAGGAACCAGCACUGGGUCUCGGGGCAGAAGCAGCCACGCUUGCUGCAAGUCAGGGGAGUGUUCUUCAAGGGGGUGUUCUGUUGGCUCGUCACAAACCAGACCCAGAAGUCCCCGGAAUUUCUGAGCUCCCUAAAUCUCCACCCCAGAGCGAUGGUGGCCAAACAGCGGAUCCGGAUGGCUAACGAAAAGCACAGCAAAAACAUCACACAGAGAGGGAACGUAGCCAAAACCCUGAGGCCCCAAGAGGAGAAAUAUCCUGUAGGACCAUGGCUACUGGCACUGUUUGUUUUUGUUGUCUGUGGAUCAGCUUCAGGCCAUUGCUCCUUAUCUACCAUCUUCUGAGAAUGGAAUAAUUCCCUUUCUUCAUUUCUGUUAUUACCUUGAAGCUGUCUUUCAGAUCAUUCAGAGUAUAAGGAUGGGCAUGUGAGGAGCUGCGUAGAUUUGACAUUGCCUUUAUCAUCCAACAUGGUGGACCAGAUACAAUUUUAGCCUGACAUAAAUGUGAAGAGCUCUUGUCUGAGAGUACCUGUGUGUUUCCUCUUGAAUGGGGCGGACCAAAUUACCUGUUGACCUGUCAUAUCGGUUGCGUAUGUGUUUUAACUGCCACAGCAGAAAAGGACAUUUUGCUUUUCUAUUGACUUAAUGAGUUAACCACAUUGGUUAGCUGUCAGUGCUGUUCAGUUGAUUUCUUUCUUCUUUUACCUAAUGUAUUUAUGUGUGAUCAUGUCAGUGCCUGUUUUAUCUACUCUGUACAUUAUAAUUGUUUUA
Molecule: messenger RNA, 1035 nt
Organism: Gopherus flavomarginatus (Mexican gopher tortoise)
Lineage: Eukaryota; Metazoa; Chordata; Testudines; Testudinidae
Gene: SERP2
Product: stress associated endoplasmic reticulum protein family member 2
Exons: 4
Coding region: 40-609 (189 amino acids)
Biological process (GO): endoplasmic reticulum unfolded protein response
Cellular component (GO): endoplasmic reticulum
Source: RefSeq, a predicted model, not a curated record